AUGGCUGGACGUGAUGACACCAGCUCCGAGCUGGAGCCUUCUGGCGAUGCCUGGCCACCCGACUCCGAGGACUUCGAGGAGACUCUGGUCGAAGGGCCUGAUGAAGGGCGAGGUCAAAGGACGGGGUGGAGGGAGUUGGACAACAUCUGUGUCACGGUAAGCCACCUCUCCCAUGCCGAGGGCCUCCACCCGAACACGCUUGAGAUUUCGGCGGCAGACCAUGGUGCGGGCCCAGCUCCGGAUGACCCACGAGCAUCGGACGACAGCGCUGACAACGAUGCAGAGGAGGAACCUUCCACUGCGAACGCGGUGGCGGCGGAGAUCACGGAGACCAUGACCCGUGAAGGCCGGACGGUCAUGACACCGGCGGAACUGCGCAGAUCCACCUCCGUCCCGGCCAAGCAGAAGCAGCGGCCCUUCCCGACCUUCGUCCACGGCACCGUCUUCGGGCUCUACACCAGCAGCCAAGCCAAAGGCGAGCCGCAAGUCGGGGACCUCAGCGACCUCGGGACAGCUGAAUGUGAGAGGGCUAGGGACUUACUCAUGGUUCCAAGGGCCACGCCCGUGGGCAUUGGAUCUCGCGUACACUACCAGCAGUUCCUCCCCUUUGCGGCCGGCGGCCCGUCUGUGUACGAGUACCUCGUCAAGACGCUCCAGCCCGCACCGCGGCCCUCCAACCACAUCUUCUACCAACAGCCGUCCGGGUCCCAAGUCCCGGAACCAUUGCGCCGUCUUGAAGCCCACCAGCAGUUUUCAGCGGCCCACAAUUGGGCGAAGCCAGCAGGACUCAGCAUGCAGGUCUACCGAGAGGUGAUGACCUGGCUCCAAGACGAGGCGGAUCGGGGACGGCCCGUUGAUCUCUGUGUGCUGCAAGAGACAGCCUGGCGUGAUGACCAGGAGUUCAGCACAUGUCACCAGGCACCGGUAGAUUUUCUCCUGGUGUACCAGCAUGCGUGGAAUCCGCAGCGUGCAGAUCUCAGGGGUGCUAACAAAACAGAAGCUCUUCUCAAGCAACGCCGGGCUAUCUGGGCGAAGGUCAACCUGUUGGUGCCACGGCCCCUCACCCAGAUCAAGGCGAGGACUUUUCUCCCACCAAAUGCCGAUCAAACCAAGCUGGGAACCCAGAUAGACUAUGUCAUUGCGAAGGGUCACACUAUUGAUACAGUGGCCAAACAAGCCACAGCCUUCGAUGCACCUUUCGUUCCGGCCAGUGGUUGCAGACAUCGCCCCAUCAAGGUCGGACCCGCGCUCAAGCAGCCUGGCUUCCUUGGGAGCCUUAUGCGGCACACCCGACAGGCCCAGUCCGAACAGGCAGACACCCAGCCAAUAGAUGAGCUACUCUUGGCAGGAGACGGCUCCAGCUGCGGGAUGCACAAGGACAUCUUCAGACCCAUGAGGCGGAAUUUUGCACAGAUUGCGGAGUAUUUCCAGUUACUCUACGAUGGCAUUCCCCUCCAGCAUACCCCUACGCUCACCGAGGACCUCAACAUUACGACGGAGGAGAUCCUACACGCCAUGGCACGCCUGCAGCCCAACAAAGCCGUUCCAUCAGUCAGUGCCCCGGCUGCCCUGUGGAAACAGCUGAGUCAGGUCACGGUCCCUACCCUACGGGCCCAGUUUGCUCAAGUCUUCCGGAAGGGCACACAGACGGUGCCGGAAACCUGGAGUGUCAGCGAAUUGAUCCUGCUCCCGAAGCCGAACAAAUCUCUUCGCACCCCGGCGCACCUCAGGCCCAUAUGCCUGCUACCCCUACAAGCCAAGCUCACUGCAUCCAUUUUGGCCAGCCGCCUACUCCCGUUUGUGAAUGAAUAUCUGAAAGAUCAGCCGCAGUUUGCCUAUGUGCCACACCGCACGCUGGCACAAGCUCUUGAGCGGGUGACCAGCCAUUGUCACACGGUGAGGAACCUACUCCAGCGGAACACCCUCAACAUCCACAACCGCAGACAAGGUCAUGCACAGCUCUCAUUAUGCGGCGGGUGCCAACUCUCACUUGACAUCUCGUGUGCAUAUGACCACGUACCACGGCAGGCUCUGCAGAUGGCUCUGAGAGAGGCCCUGGUCCCGGAAAACCUUGUCCAGGCUGUCCUGAUGAUACAUGAGGAAGCGAAGCUGAAGGUUGCCCACUGUGGGCACGAAAAACUCAUCCCCUUGAGGCGCGGCCUCCGGCAAGGAUGCAGUCUUUCACCAAUGCUCUGGUCCUUGUACACAGGAUGGUUGUUCCGGAAGAUGUACCACCCGGAAGUACUGCCCAUCACCAAGCAUGUGACAAGCUACGCUGAUGAUAAACACUUCGCUUGGGUCAUUAGCAACGGUAGAGACCUGGAAAAGGCUUACGCGGCGAUGAAGCACAUCCUGGCCUCCCUUCAAGAGCUCGGACUCAGCAUAAGCACUGAAAAGACAGUGAUUCUUCUGGAGCUCAAGGGACCACAAGCCGCUAAAGCCGUGACUCGUUAUACGGUCAAAACCAAGGAGGGGCGAUGUAUGCGCUUCAACAUCGCAGCCAAGGAGGUGAAUAUCAAAAUUGUAGCCAAACAUGUCUACCUUGGCGCUGUGAUAGGGUACAAGUCGUUUGAGCAUGACACCUUCCUGCACAGAUCACGCUUGGCCAAGAGUACAUUUACCAGGCUUGGAACGGUGCUGAAGAAUCGCUCGGUCCCAGCUCAUCUCCGAUUCCAACUCUGGAGAGGCUGCGUCUGGCCCACAUGGUUGCAUGGACUGGACAGCGUGGGCCUCAAUGUCAGGGACCGCCAAACGUUGCAUACUCAGCUAAUUGUUCAAGCCCGCACUAUUGCCAACUCGUUCAGCAUGAUCACCAGGGAGUCGAACCUCAAAUUCCUGCAGCGACACCAUCUACCAGACCCGGUACGGCGCCUACAGACCGCAAUCACACUUCGGUCCUCUUAUGACCCAUGGCUUGGCCCGAAGCUCAGGCCAACAGAAGAGCUGCUGAGCUGGCGACGUGUAGUCUACCAACAACUGCUGGAUCCAGAGGUUUGCCCGUGGAGCCAAGCCACCCCUGCCCGUAAUCACCGUCUCCACUACUUGGGGGAUUCUACACAACCCAGUUUCGACUGUGAUGUUUGUGGACAAUCGUUCAGCACCCAAGCUGCCCUGCGAAGCCACAUGUUCCGCAUGCAUCUGGAUCAGCAGUCGAAGACAGAACGGGUGGAUGAGGUGAAGCAAGCUCGAAACAUCCCCUCUAUGGAACAUGCCAAAGAUGGACUACCGCAGUGUCGUCAUUGCCUACACUCCUUCACCACCUGGCAUGCCUUUUUCUACCAUGUACAAGCACAGGGAUGCACCGGCCUACGCCAGUUCCUCAAACAAGCUGCGGAGGAUCACACUCUGCUACCAACUCUCAGCGAAGCCCUCAUUGACAAUCCGACCUUGCUUGAAGCCGCGAGGAACAGCACAUGGCAGGACCUGGCCCGCCUGGACUGUGUCAAGAACAAACUUCAGUAUUGUGUUGAGUGCAAUCAUCGGAGUGCCAAACAGCAAUACGUCCGAAGACACAUGUUAGCCAUGCAUCCUGAACGAACGGACCUCAUUUAUCAAUGUAUCGAGGACAUCAAGAAGAGCAAAGUCAGCAUCAGCAACCCGUGCAACUUCUGCGGACAAUCAUACCAGAGAAAGGACUCCAGGCGGCCGAAGAUGUACGAUGUGUUCGGCUCUCGAAUGGAGGUCACAAUCCCUCUCGAGCUGAGGGAGGCGACACAGGACCUUCACAUGCUCAGAACUCUCCUACCGCAGCCGGAGAGUCAGGAGAUCGAGCUGCUGGCGGACCCAACGUCGGAUGCAGACCGCCAGCCCAAGUGGCCGAGGUCCCACCCCAAAGGGUACGGCAGACACGGAGGCAAGGGCAACCGACAGGGGACACAGCCAACCUCCACAGGUUCAUGGUCCAACGAGCAGGCACACCAGACGGCGCGGGACUCAGGCAAGCCACCACGGCGCCAGCGGGAGACUUCGGACAAGGACCUCGCCAAACAACUGGCGGAGAUGAAGUCCUCCUUGGGGAUGCUCGCCACGUUGGUGCUCAGGCAAGAGAUUCAACAGAACGUGAGCAAACAAGACACAUCUUUUGUGCUCUUCCUCGACACGAGGGGACCUCACAACAUCGCCACCAGCCUGUACAAGAUGGGGGAAACAUGGGUCAACACGAAGCGAGAGCAUCCGGAACGACUCAAAGCCCCCCUCAGGGUCAUAUUGUUUCAACAUCUCAUCGAAGUCGUGCUGCACAAAUUCAAGGCGAUGACCGAUUCGCCGUCAUCCCGCUCAACGGCUCAAAACCUCGGACUGCUCAUGGGAGAUGGGAUCAACGUUCCGGCCCUGAAGUGGGACCCGGAGACCAGACAGCAUGUGCAGGACACGAUGGUGGAGCCCAUCGCGACCACCACGAUCAAGGAGGCCCUGGAGGAGCUGCUGGUGUUGUGCACCAAGACUUUGGUCAUAGCCAGGUUCCAUGGCAUGCGGAAGCUCAGCGAGGAGUACGCCGCCCCCACCCUGGGCAUGUUCCUGGAGAUCGGAAUGAGAACCCCGGAAGCACAUGCAGCUUGGAACCACCUCCAUCGCCUGCAGCAGUCAGCAUCGUGGAAGGCGGCGGGAGUUUUUCUCAGGCACGAACGUCUGCACAUGAGCGCCCUAGCCAAGAAGGCUUUGCUGUUUCUGUCCAGUAAGGAGAACCGUAGUCCAAACAUUUUCGGGGAGAGCCAUUCCGCUUUCCUUCAGGGGCUCAUUAGGCAGCAUGAUGUUGCGGAGUUUCUUCAAUUUCUGUGUGGCAAGACCCUGACUCACCAUCCUUGCAUCGAAAUCUCUUGGCAGGCUAGGACCCAAGUGGGGAAUGGGCCCAGCGCUGUCCUCGACAGGGGCAGUUCUGCUCCACUGCUACUGCCAUCACCUGGUGAUACUACUGAGGAUUGUGGUCUUGAGGUUUCGGUUCAAAGCUUGGUUCACCGAUGGCAUCAGCAGGAGCAGAUACAUGCCAUGUUUGCGCCGGCAGAGUCAAUUGUUCUUCAGCUUUGCCGUUUUGAUUUCGAGGCAGGCGAGACACGAGCUGUGAAGCGUCGCUACAAAGUUCAGCCUGACUCCAGGAUUAGCGUCCCCGCUUUCAGCGAUGACAUGCAACGUCUUCACUACUCGUAUCGCCUUAGUGCUUGUAUUAUUCAUCUGGGCGAUGCCCCGGAUAACGGCCACUACCAUAACGUCUUCUGUAGUGCUACGAACCUCAAUUACUACAUCGGUGAUGAUGGUGUUUCGGCCCGUCCUAUUAGUGAAGGCCAGCUGUGUUUGUUGGGUCGUGAUAUCUAUCUGCUGUUCUAUACUGCUCAUAAGGCCGACUAG
This is a messenger RNA of Symbiodinium sp. CCMP2456, 5340 nucleotides long. The record is from the annotation of a GenBank genome assembly. Lineage: Eukaryota; Dinophyceae; Suessiales; Symbiodiniaceae.